Molecule: messenger RNA, 3045 nt
Organism: Dufourea novaeangliae
Lineage: Eukaryota; Metazoa; Arthropoda; Insecta; Hymenoptera; Halictidae
Product: micronuclear linker histone polyprotein-like
Exons: 4
Coding region: 92-2896 (934 amino acids)
Source: RefSeq, a predicted model, not a curated record
CAACGAUCCCUCCGAGCAUUGAAGUCACUGAGACUACGGCGAAACUACCCCUACAAAACCAACGACUUGUUGAGUGGAAAGAACGAACAGGAUGCGGCGCACAAGACACGUUGCGCUGCCAGUAAGGGCUUGGCAAUAUAUUGGUCUUCUGAUAGUGUCACUGGCCUGUCUGACACUAGGCCUGGUAUCUCGGGACAAGGAAGGCCGUGCUGGAAGUCUUGCAGGACCGGAACUACAACAUCAAGCUCCCCAUGAAGUGGAUGCCUGUCCAAAUUUCAGUCCCUUCACCAAGAUGCCUUCUUAUGCGAACCUCGACCAGGUUCAAACCAGCGUUCCAAAGGCAUCUCUAGCGACCAGAACCACUAGGGCUGGUCCCCUACCGGAUGCUCUCAGGAUCUCUCGAUCACGAAGCUUGGAUCGUGACUCCCGUAACCGUCUGCAAUCAAGAAGAGACUCUAGGAGACUGACCAGUCGAGAGACAACCGAUUCCUCCAGGCUCGGGACCAGAAAUCAAGACUCCCAGAGACGUUCAUCCGAUCAGAUUCGACUUUCUAGAUCCAUGGAUUUCGAUGGUCGUCUCGCCACACGAUCCUUGGACCGUAGAUCACGUAACACCGAACAUAGAUCGGCUGUCGAUCGUCGUGAAAAUCGUGAAGCCCUUGCACGCAGGAUUUUCGAACGACAAGCAAAAUCGAACGAUCGAUUUGACGUCAGGGAUCGUAUAUCGUAUUCCGUGGAACGACGAGAGUUAACAUCAAAUCGUGGAAUGAGACAGGAAGACCGUCGAGAGAUUCGAGAACGUAGAUCACGAUCCCUGGAUCGUCGAGAACCGGUAAUGGAACGUCGUAUUCGCGAGAAACAGGAGAUCGUUCGCGAGGAUCGUCGAAGGAACUUGGUAAAUCGAAUGGAUAGACGGGCUGAAGAUCGACGAUCCUCUGUUCGAUCAGAUCUCGAAGAAAACCGUGGAAACGUUCGAUCUUCUCUGGACAUCAGACGCAAUUCUGUCGCUUCAAGGGAUCAAAAUAGGCGAUCCGUUCGAACCAGGCAACCUGAUUCUGGAUCACGUGGUACGGAACGAACAACCAGACAAUAUUCUCGAUCCCUUAAUCGUCAGAACUCGCGAAUUACAAACGAUCUAUCUGAACGAAGACUGUCGAAGAGAUCCGUGAGCCUAGAGGAACGUCGCGAACGAAAUUUCAAUUCUCGAACACGAUCCAUGGACCUUGGAUCCACCGAUUCUCGUCGUGAAAGGAUCGAUCGUUCCCCAAGGACCACAGACAAUCGAAAUCGUGUACAAUUGACAACCAGACGGGACUCUAGAAUCGAUUUGGACCGUAGAUCCCUUGUACGAUCGGAGAGACGCCAGGGAAGCAGCGAACGAAGGGAAAGAACUAGUGGAUUGGAUCAUCGAUCGGACGCUAGAUCGAACGAAAGACGAGAAUCUUCUGUUCUGAGAUCGUUUGAACGAUCUAGACUCGACAAUACCGAUCGCAGAGAGAGGACAAAUCGAUUUGCUCGUCUUGCUAGAUCCUCUGAAACUGUUAAACGCGACGUGGAUCGACGUGCCAGGGAUCUAUCUCGCGAUCGACGAACAGAACGUAAAGGACUUCUAGAUUCUAGAUCUAUGGAACAACGAUCUAACGAUAACGAUCUGAAUCGACGAGAAGCCAGGGCCGACAGAUCAGAACGCAGGAGAUCCACCGAUUUCGAUUCUGUGAAUCGUCGAGAAAUCAGGACUGAUCGUUCAAGGAUCAACAAUUCCGAACGUAGAGAAAGGAUCAGUCGAUUAAACGUAGCCCGUGACAUGCGUGAAUCACGAACUCGUCUUGCCGUGGCUACCGAAUCCCCUAAACGCGACCUGGAACGACGAGUUAGGGAUCUAUCCAGUGAUCGACGAUCCGAACGCAGAGUAACUGUGGAUUCUAGGUCCCUCGAGUCUGGAGAACGUCGAGAAAUUAGUGUGGAUCGUUCCAGGAUCGAUAAUUUGGAACGACGAGGUGGUUCUAGAUUAAUCUCAGCUAGUCGAGCUCGAAUCGAUUCGGCUAGGACAUCUAAACGCGACCUGGAGCGACGAGUAAGGGAUCUAUCCAGUGAUCGGCGGUCAGAACGGAGGGCUAUUGUUGAUUCAAGACGAUCCAUGGACAGGAAAUUCCAGGACAAUGCCAGUAAUCGCAGAGAAAUCAGGACUGACGAAAGGUCAGAGCGUCGAGCAGCACUCGUAGAAUCCAGAAGGUCCUCUAGAUCGUUCAAUUCUAUCAAUCGUGAGGAAACUAGAACUGAUCGUCGUGCUUCAGAGCGAUCUACACUUCGUUCAGACCGUCGAGAAAUAUCGAAUCGCAUCGAUUUAGCCCGUGAAUCGCGUAUUCCCGUCGCCAGGACAUUGGAACGACGAGCUAGAGAUCUAACCCGUGAUCGUAGAUCAGAACGCCUCGCCGAGAAGAUUGACAGGAACUUGGACUCGAAACGAUUCCUACGACAAAAGAUUAAUGUUAAUCGAUCGCAGCAACGUAUCGGUGAUCUUUCGAAUGAUAUACAACUGAGACAAAGACUGAUAACUCCUCGAAGAUCCUUGAACGAUGCCAGACGAUCCCGCCAAGUGGAUCAGCAGGUCUAUCGAGACUCAAGGAAAGAUUCGAUGGACUCUCUUCGUGAUCCUAAAUCCUUCACUCGUGGAAGCUUGAACCGUGUCGAUGAUGUCCCUUCGAGGAUGAAGACUCUGGGUACGCCGGAGAUCAUGAAAGCAGACAGUUCAAUGAUGAACAGCAUGACCGUUGAAGUAGUACGCCAGGCAAUUGUGAUUGGUCUCUGUGCUGUCUACGGUCUAUCCAUAUUUAAUGGGAAACAGUCUUUCAUUAGUAACGUGAUAAGGCAGGCUCCACGCUUCAUCCUAUGGUAAACGAAGAAGUCCACUCGUCGAGGAUAAACAACGAUCCGCUACUUCCAACAUCCGCUUUCUAGUCGUUGUUAUUAGUGUAAUAGUCCCGCACCGUUGUAAUCGCAACAAUCUUCGAUAUGUAUAUUAAUGUACAGCCCAAUGUAUCCGAU